Molecule: messenger RNA, 948 nt
Organism: Penicillium canariense
Lineage: Eukaryota; Fungi; Ascomycota; Eurotiomycetes; Eurotiales; Aspergillaceae
Exons: 3
Coding region: 1-948 (315 amino acids)
Biological process (GO): fatty acid metabolic process
Molecular function (GO): NAD+ binding; oxidoreductase activity, acting on the CH-OH group of donors, NAD or NADP as acceptor
Source: RefSeq, a predicted model, not a curated record
AUGUCACACCAUUUCGGGACUAUUGGAGUCGUUGGUACUGGGGUAAUCGGUGCUAGCUGGACCGCCCUGUUUCUUGCAAGGGGGUUGAAGGUCAUCGUCUCAGACCCAGCUCCGGGGGCCAGCGAGAAGCUCGCCGCAUUCCUCGAGAAAGAAUGGCCUACCAUGGAGAAGCUAGGCCUCAGUGAGGGUGCUUCUUUGGAAAACUAUAAGUUUGUGCCAUCAAUUGACCCUUAUCUUGAGGAGAUUGACAUCCUACAAGAGAACGCACCUGAACGGCUGGAGUUUAAACGUCAACUGUUUGCCCACCUUGAUGCCAAUACACCCAAGGAGACGCUACUUCUCUCGUCUUCCUCCGGUCUCCCUGCCUCCAAAUUUGUGACCGAUUGCAAGAACAAUCCGUCAAGGAUCCUCAUUGGUCAUCCUUUUAACCCUCCCCACUUGGUGCCUCUGGUGGAAGUUGUGCCUCACCCCGCAACUGGUGAUGCUUAUGCGGCGAAGGCUAUGGAGUUCUACAAAUUCCUCGGCAAGAGCCCAGUUCUCGUCAAGAAAGAGACACCCGGCUUUAUUGCCAACAGGCUACAAGCUGCUUUGUGCAAAGAAGCAUACAGCCUGGUCGAAAGAGGAAUCAUUUCAGCCAGUGACUUGGACACUACUGUCACAUCCGGAGUUGGUCUUCGAUGGGCGUUGACAGGACCUUUCAUGACCAAUACGCUCGGCGGAGGAGGAAGCUUCAAGCACUUCAUGGACCACCUCGGGCCAGCGUUGCAAUCGUGGGAUGGAGAUAUGCAGGAAAAUGCAUUCGACUUUUCGAGCGAGAAGUUCGAAUCCCUCGGUGCAAGUGUGCAAGAGUGGAUGGACAAGGUUGAUGUCGAUGCGGUGGCGAAGGAACGAGAUGACUUCUUGCUCCAGUUUAUCGAGGCUAAGUCUAAGGCUACAACUCUGAAAUAG